CUCUGUCGAACCGAAUGAGAGUAGCGAUGAUUCAGAUGAUGAUUCCGAAGAGAGCGAGGAAGAAUAAAUGCAAUGCAAUGCAGCUUUUUGCUUUAAGAUGCUAUGUAUUCUCUGUUCUAACUUCGCUCUAUUACUCUCGAGUGAUCCGAGUCAAUUAGAAGCCUUCAGCUUUUGCCGUUUUCCUCUUAUGUCUUUCUUCUACACUAAUAAUGGGGUCUGCUCUGCAUAUCUCUUGCUGCCACGCGAUACCUUUAUUGAAGUGUACUGCGUACUCAAGCGGAUUUGUUCUGAAUAUCCUCUUGUACAUAUAUGAUCAUCUUCGUGCUCUUCAUUUUCUUUUUUCUCUUUUUACCGCACCUAUCUCCGCUUCUUUCAGUACUCAUGCGAUUUCGUGGAUUCGUCGCCAACCAGCAAAUGGCUUGGCCAUCGUGUUUUUGAGAAGCAUUCUUCAGCUUUCAGGCUUGUCUUAUUUCCCUUUUCUUGCGUGUGGGUAUUUGAUACAGAAGACAGGGAGAAUAAUGUGACGACUGUCUGAAGAUGUCAUUAUGGGGACGUUCGAAGAAGUUGAGACAUUGUGGAAGUUAUUUUCGGAAUGUGGAAG
Messenger RNA from Aspergillus ruber CBS 135680, 601 nucleotides. RefSeq lists its product as uncharacterized. NCBI's taxonomy places the organism in Eukaryota, Fungi, Ascomycota, Eurotiomycetes, Eurotiales, Aspergillaceae. The record is from RefSeq and is a predicted model, not a curated record. The transcript has a single exon. The coding region runs from base 210 to 524 and encodes 104 amino acids.